Molecule: messenger RNA, 651 nt
Organism: Triticum turgidum subsp. durum (durum wheat)
Lineage: Eukaryota; Viridiplantae; Streptophyta; Magnoliopsida; Poales; Poaceae
Source: the annotation of a GenBank genome assembly
AUGACUAUUCUCUCCAAGGAUGCACCUGCGGAGAUCUCCCACCCCGCCCACCCGGAGCACAAGCUGAAGCUGACGGCCGCCGGCGCGGCGGAGUUCCAGUGCGACGUCUGCAAGGAGCUAGGCGCCGGGGACCGGUACACGUGCCGGCCCUGUGACUUCGACCUCCACAGCGACUGCGCCCUCGCAGAGGCCACGCUGGCGCACCCAUUGCUCAAGGGCAGAGAGCUCCAGCUCCGCUACGGCGACGACGGCGGCAGGACAUGUGGCGCCUGCGGCGGGAAGGUACUCGGGCUGCACUACCACUGCGCCGCCAAGAUGGGCAUGGACCUCCACCCGUGCUGCGCGGCGCUGCCGCUGGCGAUCCCCCAGGAGGAGCUCACGCUCGAGCUCCGGAAGGAGGCGUCUCACCGGUGCAGCAGCUGCCGGGAGAGAGGCAGGGGCAGGACCUGGUUCUACCGCUCCACCUGCAAGACCGUGUACCUGCACGUCGCCUGCGUCAGAGAGAUCGCUCGCCGGAGCCGUGCCGCCGGCGACGGCUCGAGCACCGAUCCGUUCGCUUCCGUCAAGGACGCGGCGCUGCAGAUCUACCGCGCAAAGAGGGACGAGAGUGAGUUGGAGCGCGUCAUUCUCGAGCUGGUUCUUGGAGGUUGA